AAUUGAUAGCGGAAUUGACAUUUAACACAUUCAUAAAAUACUGUUGAACCUUCAUCAGCUGAUCUUAAUUGAGCUGUGGAAAAGUAGGCUUCUUCAUGACUACAUUUUGGACAAACUUAUUCUAUAAUUGCUCUAUGUGAUUGAUCUUAGAGUUUAGACUCUUGAGGUUGAUUGGAUAACCAUGAUUUGGGUUCCAUUUUUAUAGUAGAAAUAAUGUAUUUAGGUUGAUAAUCACUUAUUGAACACUUAAUAUAUAUAGUAAAUUUCAUACUUUAUAUCCACAACGAUUGCAUUCAAUUACAUCAAGGACUUCUGGUAGUUCUAACAUAAAAUGACACUAAGGACAAAAGUCAGCUGCACUAUCGAGAUUCAUUAAUUAUAAUUUAUUUGUGCUUUUUAUUAAAUGAAAGGACCUGUAAAUAUGAUCAUUUUAAAUAUAGUUUCUUUGGGGAUUUGUUUAUAAAUCCCUUUUCAGAUUUAGAAGUAAUCAUAAUUUAUAAUAAUCAAGAACCUACAUUCAAGUUUCUGCAAAGUCCCUUUUAAUUGAACAAAGAUGAUCUUAUUAAGAAGUCUGCUAAUAUUCCAGAUCAUUAAUUUGAUUUCUCCCCAUUCAUCCAUCCUGACUCAACUUUCUUGGUUAAUCAAUAAAAUAUACAGACAUUACGUCUACUUUAAAAAGAUUUUUCAUCAGAUCCUCAAAAUUCUGACAAAGCAUUCAAAUAUGUGAGAUAAUUAAAUCGUAUGUAAAUGUAUGAGGACACUCUUUAAAUAUUCAAGCAAACAGGUAUCAAAUAUGAUAGAGAUUUAGAUGACUUUAGAGAAUUUGCUUCUCCAAAAUAACAUCAGCAAUUGUAAGAGCAAUAUGGUAUUGCAAUAACAAAUCUGAAAUCUAACAUGUAUUCUGAAUAACGUAAAUCGUUGAUUUUACCAGGGGUAAUCCAAUUACUUAUAACAGCUGCAAUAAUAUAUCAAAUAUAUUACUAUUUUCAGCCAAGUUAAACAAAACCUAAGAAUGAGAAUGCACAAAAGGAAACUCCUGAUUAAAGCGUAGGGAAAAUGGAUAAAUUUUAUAAUAUUUUGCGAAAUAAUCAGAAUGUUUAAGAAGAAAGAAACAUAGCAACUCGAUUUAAUGAUGUUUUGGGAAUAGAUGAAUUUAAAGAGGAAUUGGAAGAGAUAGUUGAAUUUUUGAAGAAUCCAAAAAAGUAUACAGAUUCAGGAGCAAAACUACCUAAAGGAAUUUUAUUGAUUGGACCUCCAGGAACAGGUAAAACUCUAUUAGCAAGGGCAUUAGCUGGAGAAGCAGGAUGUGCUUUUUAUUAUAAAUCAGGUUCUGAAUUUGAUGAAAUGUUUGUUGGUGUUGGAGCAUCAAGAGUAAGAGAAAUAUUUAAAGCAGCUAGAGCAAAAGCACCAGCAAUAAUAUUUAUAGAUGAAAUAGAUAGUAUAGGAGGAAGAAGAAGAGCAUAAGAUCCAGGAUUUUCUAGAGAUACAAUAAAUUAGAUUUUAACAGAGAUGGAUGGAUUUAAAUAAACAGAGAGUGUAAUAGUGAUAGGUGCAACAAAUUUUGAAUAGGUAAAUAAUAUUUACCAAUGUAAGGUUUUAGAUCCAGCUUUGAAAAGACCAGGAAGAUUUGAUAAAAUGGUUCAUGUUCCAUUACCUGAUGUAAAAGGAAGAGAAUAAAUAUUUUCAUAUUAUUUACAGAAGAUAAAAUUUGAUGAGAAGAAAGUAUUACCUUAAAACUUGGCUAGAUAAACAAGUGGAUUUAGUGGAGCUGAUAUUUAAAAUAUGGUAAAUGUAGCAAUUCUAAAUGCAAUUAAAAAUGAGAGAUAGAUAGCAUCAACAGAAGAUUUUGAAUUUGCAAUAGAUAGAAUAUCAAUGGGAAUAGGUAGAAAGAAUAUGCAUGUGAGUGAAAAAGAAAAAUUAAUGACAGCAUAUCAUGAAGGUGGACAUGCAUUAAUUAGUUUAUUAACAGAUGGAGCUAUGCCAUUACAUAAAGUAACAAUAUUACCUCGAGGGGGAGCUUUAGGAUUUGUAAUUAUAUAUAUAUAAUAUUAUUAAUAGACAGCUAUGUUACCUGAAAAGGAUUAAUUAAAUUAUACAAGAAAAGGAAUUAUAGCAUCAAUUGAUGUAGCUAUGGGUGGAAGAGCUGCUGAAGAUCUCUUUUUAGGAAAAGAUGAUAUUACUAGUGGAUGUAGUAAUGAUUUAGCUAAGGCAACUGAUUUAGCUUAUAUGUUUAUUAAAUAAUUAGGAAUGGAUGAUAAGGUUUCUUUAAUUUCUAUUUAAAGUGAUAGAGUAAAAACUAGCGAUUAAUUUGAUUAUAUGGUUGAUAUGGAAGUUAAAAAGAUUUUAGAAGUAUUUUAUAAUUAAUAAAAACAAGGAAUCAUAUAAUAGAGUUAAAUCCUUAUUGAAAUCUAAUGAAAAUAAACUUAAAGAGUUAGCAACUGAAUUAGUCAAAAAAGAAACAUUAUCUGCUGAAGAAAUUAGAAAACUCUUAAAAAUUAAAUGAUUUAUACAUUUAUUAAUUAAAG
Molecule: messenger RNA, 2525 nt
Organism: Paramecium sonneborni
Lineage: Eukaryota; Ciliophora; Oligohymenophorea; Peniculida; Parameciidae
Source: the annotation of a GenBank genome assembly